Melospiza melodia melodia is the source of this 2353-nucleotide messenger RNA. RefSeq lists its product as uncharacterized. Bases 691 to 2313 code for a protein of 540 amino acids. The transcript is spliced from 5 exons. Gene Ontology annotation, cellular component: cytoplasm. NCBI's taxonomy places the organism in Eukaryota, Metazoa, Chordata, Aves, Passeriformes, Passerellidae. The record is from RefSeq and is a predicted model, not a curated record.
CCUCCUUCCUCCUCCUCCUGCUCCUUCUCCUCCACCUCCUCCUGCUCUUCCUUCUCCUUCCUCCUCUUCCUCCUGCUCCUUCCUCCUGGCUCCUUCCUCCUCCUCCUCCUUCCUCCUCCACCUUCCUCCUGCUCCUUCUCCUCCUCCUCCACCUUCUCCUUCCUCUUCCUCCUCCUGCUCCUUCUCCUCCUUCCUCCUCCUCCUCCUGCUCUUCCUUCUCCUUCUCCUCUUCCUCCUGCUCCUUCCUCCUCCUCCACCUUCCUUCUCCUCCUUCCUCCUCCUCCUCCUUCUCCUUCACCUCCUCCUCCUCCUCCUCCUAAUUCCUCCUCCUCCUCCUCCUCUUUCCUCCUGCUCCUUCCUCCUCCUCCUCCUCGUCCUCCACCUUCUCCUUCCUCCUGCUCGUCCUCCUCCUCCUUCCUCCUGCUCCUUCCUUCUCCUCCUCGUCCUCCUCCUCCUGAUCUUCCUUCUCCUUCCCCAUCUUCCUCCUCCACCUUCCUCCUCCUCCUCCUCCUGCUCCUUCCUCCUCUCCCGGGAUCGCUGCUCGGCCCCGCAGCCCGGCCCGACCCGCCGCAGUGAGCAAAGUGAAGGCGGCGAAAGUGAUGGCGGGGCCAGGCCCGGGGAGGAGGAUGAGGAGGAAAAGGAGACGGAGGAGGAAGCAACGCGGCGGGACGGGAUCGAGCGGCUCUCGGGAUGCCCCAGCGGCGGGCAGUGCCCACGCUGACCUCGCUGUGCCUGCAGAGCCUGGCGCAGCACAUGCAGAGCCUCUGGGCCAAGGACUACAGUGACAAUUACCUGGACGAGUACCAGUUCCGCUUCCUCGUGGGGCCCUUCAACGACCUGGACUGCGGGCUGGUGCAGGAGCUGCUGCGGCUGCUGGGCACGAGCCGGCGGCUGUCGAGGGCGGCGCUGCACCUGCUGCUGCUGCCACACCUGCGCCAGCUCAGCCUCACGGCCUGCCCGGGCCUGGCCAACAAUGCCCUGGGGCACCUCGUCGUGCUGCGCUGCCAGGGUCUGACGGUGCUGGAUGUGGGCGGCUGCGGGCGCCUGUCCCCGGCCGUGCUGGUGGACGUGGCCGAGGGGCUGCCCCGCCUGCGCCGCCUGGGGCUGGCCCACACCCAGGCCAACCUGCAGGUGCUGUCGGCCGUGGGCUCCUGCUGCCGCCACCUGCGGGAGCUCGAUGUCAGCGGCUGCAGGAAGGUGACCCCGCGCGCCCUGCGCCACCUGGGCUACGACCCCGCCGAGCGCAGCCCGGGCUGCCCCGCGCUCCGCGUGCUGCUGGCCCGCGACCUGGAGCACGCCGGGGACGGCGACGCGGUGGCUGCCGUGGCCUUCCUGCUGCUGGCGCUGCCGUGCCUGGAGGUGCUGGCACACGGUGCCCUGCAGGAUGCCCUGUGCCUGCUGCGCUCGGGGCAGCUGGGUGGCACCGAGGACUCGGAGGGAUUCCCCUCGCUGGAGGAGCUGGCGCGGAGCCGGGGGGCGGCGGGGGAGGGAGCCCCGCUCACGCUGCCCCUGCGGCAGCUGGAGGAGGUGCGGGAGGACGCCCUGAGCGCCGUGCACGCCGUGUGUCCCCAAGCCGAGGAGCUCAGCGUGUGGCUCGGGGACAAUCCCGGCUCCUCGGGGCUCCGGGAGCUGCAGGGCUGGCGUUGCCUGUCCCGAGUGACUCUGGGCUGCUCUGGGCGGCACGGCCGGGCGCUGGCAGCGCUGCUGCCCCUGGCGCAGAGCCUGGGCACCCGCCUGCGUGCCCUGACCCUGCACGGCUUCACCUGCUGGGACCCUCUGUCGCUGCCCGCCCUCCUCGCCAGCUGCCCCGGCCUGCAGAGCUUCACCGCCGAGCUGGAGGCGCCACCAGACCCCCACGCCCACCAGGAGCCCCCCGAGGAGGAAGAGGAGGAACCCCGUGCCCCACCACCGCGCUGGGCCACCGACCUGCUGCCCCGGGGGCUGCCCCAGCUCCAGAGCUUCACGCUGAGCCUGGCCGGGCCCCUUCCAGCCUCGCACGGGCCCGUGCUGAGCUCCACGCUGGCCUCGCUGCUCUGCGGGGCCCCCCAGCUGCAAACCCUGCGCCUGCUGGCGCUGCCCUUCCCGCUGGACUCGGUGCUGGAGCCGGCGCUGCCGGGGCUGCGGGAGCUGCGGGAGCUGUCGCUGGCCGGGAGCCGCGUGUGCCCGGGCACCGUGUGGCACCUGCUGGGCACCGAGGGGCCCCUGCGGCGCCUGGAGCUGUCGCGCUGCCCCGACAUCCACCGGCGCGACUACGACGGCUUCCUGCACCAGGUGAGGAAGCAGCGCCUGGAGCUGGACAUCACCUGGGAGUAGCGACGGGGUUUUUAAUAAAAGUGUCGCUGUCACAGCUGGA